Molecule: messenger RNA, 2376 nt
Organism: Protobothrops mucrosquamatus (brown spotted pit viper)
Lineage: Eukaryota; Metazoa; Chordata; Lepidosauria; Squamata; Viperidae
Gene: DENND1B
Product: DENN domain containing 1B
Exons: 24
Biological process (GO): endocytic recycling; endocytosis
Cellular component (GO): cytosol; intracellular membrane-bounded organelle; nuclear speck
Molecular function (GO): phosphatidylinositol phosphate binding; guanyl-nucleotide exchange factor activity
Source: RefSeq, a predicted model, not a curated record
GACCCCUCACCCCGAGAUGCGACCAUGGACUGCAGGAUCAAAGAAAAUCCAGAGACUACCUUUGAUUUGGUGAUACAAGUAAAAUGCCAGGCUUCUGAAAAUGAAGAUCCUGUGGUUUUGUGGAAGUUCCCGGAGGACUUUGGAGAUCAGGCAAUCCUCCAGAGUAUACCUAAAUUCUGCUUUCCUUUUGACAUUACAAGGGUAACGCAAGUUGGACAGCAUUUUACUUUUGUGCUUACUGACAUUGAAAGCAAGCAAAGAUUUGGAUUUUGUCGUUUAACAUCAGGAGGCAAAGUGUGCCUGUGCAUUCUAAGCUAUUUGCCAUGGUUUGAGAUGUACUACAAACUUUUAAAUACACUGGCAGAAUAUUUAGCUAAAGAACAGGAAGCUGACUUGAAUGAUUUAUUAGAAACAUGGUUUAACCAUUCUGUGCCAGAGGCAAAUACUCCUAUCAGCUUAAAUUUGGUAAAUGAAUUAGUGUUUUCCAGUGAGCACAUUCUGAAAACUCAAUAUUAAUAUAUAUUAAUACAUUCCUACUUUAUUACUCCUGAUUUAACUGGAUUACCAACUGUUCCUGAAAGUAGAAAUCUUACUGAAUAUUUUGUUGCUGUGGAUGUGAAUAACAUGCUUCAACUUUAUGCCAGCAUGUUGCAUGAGAGACGCAUCAUUAUUACCUCCAGCAAGCUAAGCACUUUAACUGCUUGUGUUCAUGGAUCAGCUGCAUUGCUAUAUCCAAUGUACUGGCAGCAUAUAUACAUCCCGGUGCUCCCACCACAUCUCCUGGAUUAUUGCUGUGCACCAAUGCCUUAUUUAAUUGGAGUUCACUUCAGUUUAAUGGAGAGAGUCAAAAGUAAAUCACUGGAGGAUGUGGUGAUGCUAAAUGUUGACACAAAUACAUUGGAAACACCAUUUAAUGACCUGAGCAAUCUACCAAGUGAAGUGGUCUCGGCCCUGAAAAAUCAACUGAAGAAGCAGUCCACAGCUACUGGUGAUGGCGUAGCCAGGGCGUUCCUUAGAGCUCAAGUGGCCUUGUUUGGUUCCUACAGAGAUGCGCUAAGAUACAAACCUGGAGAGCCUAUCAUUUUCUGUGAGGAAAGCUUCAUCAAGCAUCGUUCCAGUUCUACUAAAUAUUUUCUGGAAACUGCAGUGAAUCUCCAACUUUUUAAACAGUUUAUUGAAGGUCGACUUGCAAAGCUAAAUGCAGGAAAAGGAUUCUCCGAUAUUUUUGAAGAAGAAAUAUCGGGAAGUGGAGGAAAUUUAAGAACAUACCAUCAGUGGAUGCAUACUGUGAAGAAAGGAGGAGCCUUGAUCAACACAGCAGUGAACAAAGCUACUCCAGCUGUGAAAACAGCAUACCAAUAUGCAAAAAAUCAUGCAAAACAGGGAAUAAAAGAGGUGAAGAGUAAGUUGAAACACAAGGAAAGAGAAGAUGGCUAUGGAAUUUGUAGCUCAGGUUUUGCACAAUACGCUCCAUUCUGUACCGUUCCUAAUUCUCCAAGAGAGAACACAGAAAAAAGGCGACUUGCACAGACACGCUUUGGGCAUAUUCACACCAAUAUGCAUAAUAAUGAUUCUGCCUUGGAUGAAGAUGCUGAUGAUGAACUAGACCCAGGAAGCAAAUUGUCAUCGGAAGACAGUGAAGAAACAUCUUUCUAUUUGUAUGACAGUGACGACUCUGGGGAAUUAGCCAAAACGUCUGUUCCUCCUGGAGAAAUGGACCUGCUGGGAGAGAUUUUGGAUACACUGAGUACACAUAGUUCUGAUCAAGGGAAGCUCUCAGGGGCAAAAAGCCUGGACUUUUUUCGAUCGAUGGAUGACAUUGACUACAAGUCAAAGAAUAAAUCCAACACCCCAAGUGAGAGCAAUCUUGCCCUGCUCUGUAGUGGUUGGACAUCUGACCUGGCUACUUGGAAUCAGCGACAAGAUGACAACAUCCUCACUGAGAAGACGCUUCCUCAGUCACCAAGGAAACAUGUUCUUUCUAGCAGUUACAGAGAAUCUGCUUUUGUGCUAAAUAAAGAAAACCCUAAACUUACCUCCAGCGCUGAUGACAUGACCUUGCCUAAUAAUCCUCCAAGAUCUCCAAAUUCACACCAAGAAACUAUGCCGGGUCAUUCUCCGCAAACUUUGCAACUGAAGAGUAAGUGGAAUGAAACACUAAGCAGGACCUCGGCAGAGGAGAAGUCACCAAGCUUGAGUCCAAACCCAUCUUUCCUCGUUCCAUGGGAGAGGGAAAGCCAAGAUGGGAAUGAAAUUCUUGAAGAGGGCGGGCUUCUUCAAGAAGUGGUGUCAUUAUGUAAACUGACUUCUGCUUUGAACCAAGGCUUAAACAUUUCAGGGGACAGCUUUUCCAACAGCAGUGGGAAUAAAACGUAA